CUUUAUGAGGUGCAACCAAAACAGCUGUUUGACAUAGCAACAGGGAUAUUCGGUCAAGGUGUCUCUCUAGCAUUUGUUCUUAAUACCGUUGUGGUUUUGAUCACUAAAAUGGCUGUGACUUUUGGACUCUCGUUGAGUGUUUCUUGGAUUUGCUGCCUGCUAAUUGGAGGGAUAACUUGUUUUACACUUAAAGGUAAUUCUAAUGGGCAUCAUGCCUACACUGGACCUGAACCAACUGGAUCCUAUGCCAAAGCAAGUGUGGUGCCUAGUCCAAAUGCUAAAGCUACUGGCCACAAUGCCACGUCAGCAGAAGCUACUGGCCACAAUGCCACGUCAGCAGAAGCUACUGGCCACAAUGCCACGCCAGCAGAAUCUACUGGCCACAAUGCCCCGUCAAGUGUGAAGUCCGGCCCCAGCGCCUCAGCAGAAGCGUCCGGCCCCGGCGCCUCAGCAGAAGCGUCCGGCGCCUCAGCAGAAGCGUCCGGCCCCGGCGCCUCAGCAGAAGCGUCCGGCCCCGGCGCCUCAGCAGAAGCGUCCGGCCCCGGCGCCUCAGCAAUAGCGUCCGGCCCCGGCGCCUCAGCAAUAGCGUCCGGCGCCUCAGCAGAAGCGUCCGGCCCCGGCGCCUCAGCAGAAGCGUCAAGCCUUGAACAGACCGCCCGACCACUCAACUAGGGAGAUCAUAAUUUGGUUUGCAUAACUCCUUAAUUGUUGUUCCCCUGUUACUGUGCCUCCCUUUAGAAGAAAAGGUAACUGAGGUGGGGAAAUGUGCCAACUAAGGCUCUUGUUUGAAAUGAGGAUCUCCUUCACUUGUCCAGCGUCAUGCAAAUUGUUUACAGGGGUGGACGCUACAAUGGUAUAAAUGGUUUUUAUAACCAUACGACUAAAAUUGACUUCUGACUUGCCAAUAUUGCUGACACACUUUUAGGUUCUACGGUUAUGCUUUUGAUUUAGCCUGGUGUUCCUGCUACUCUUCCAUGAUAUGCUCAAUAAACAAUUUGACUUUCAA
Salmo salar (Atlantic salmon) is the source of this 1006-nucleotide messenger RNA. The record is from RefSeq and is a predicted model, not a curated record. NCBI's taxonomy places the organism in Eukaryota, Metazoa, Chordata, Actinopteri, Salmoniformes, Salmonidae.